Dothidotthia symphoricarpi CBS 119687 is the source of this 2440-nucleotide messenger RNA. RefSeq lists its product as uncharacterized. The transcript has 2 exons. Bases 430 to 2067 code for a protein of 545 amino acids. The record is from RefSeq and is a predicted model, not a curated record. Lineage: Eukaryota; Fungi; Ascomycota; Dothideomycetes; Pleosporales; Dothidotthiaceae.
GGGUCGGGUCGAGGGCGACAAACGUCUCUGCACGGCUCUCGUUGCUGCACCGAGCCUGCUCGAGCUCCUUCCUUCCCCACCGUCACCGGCGAGGCUGGCGGCACUAGGAAGGUCGGGCCGGCACCGCGCUUGUCCGCGUCUGGCCAUGCAGCGCAGCUCUCCCGCCCGCUGAAGCCGACUGGACUGGUCGACUGGCCGACGGGACUGGCUGAGUGCAUGGCGCUGGCUUGACUGGAUGGAGGAGCUGCCUGGACGGAGCUGGUCUGACGUUGGCUGAGCGUUGCUUCUUGCGCUUCCUCCCGCCGCCGCCCUGAUAGUCCAACGCCCGUACAUAGCCAGUCUCCGCGCCAUGUCCUUGAGCCACCUCCGCCGGCCUCGACACCUUCCCUCAGAGACUCGGCAGCGACGCCCCUGACGGGCUCGCUAGCUAUGACGACCUCCCCCAUCCACCCGCUGGCCGACAUGCAGGCUGCUUUUGAGGAAUCGAUGCAGGACGCAACGGGCCAGACGGGCUUCGUGCCCCUGGCCGUGCCCAACAAGAGCAUCAAGGCCCGCCAGCAGCUGCUGUGCCGCGACGACGAUGCAAAGGAGCUGGCCUGGAACCCGACGUACGCCUGCCACUGGCGACACCACCCCCGCGGCCGCUUCCACCCGCUGCUCAAGACGACGGCGCAGAUCGUCUUCGGCGUGCACCUGCUGCACCAGCACCUCGAAAAGUCCAUUGCCGACGUCGCCGACAUCCUGCUCAAGCACGUCAACGAGCUCGACUGCUUCCUGCAGCGCGCCAACGACGACAUGGACGCCAGCCUCAAGGACAUGCUGUUCCGCCGCAAGUGCCUGCAGGUGCCCAUGGAGCACGUCAACGAGUUCGACCGCCUGCUCGAGGACCCCAACUACCGCGCCCAGCUGCUCGACGGCAACGUCACCAUCGAGCGCACCAUGACGCGCAUGUCGACGCUGAUCGACGACUACCUGGUCGACAUGAGCACCUUCCGCGACGCCGUCCAGACCCUGGACGCCUACCUGCUCGACAUUGGCCAGGAGUGGACCCACGUCAACGACGACGUGGCGCGCAUCUACUCGGCCAUGCGCGGCAAUACGCGGGGCUGGUCGCAGUUCCUGCAGAGCCUGGCCGCCAAGAUCGAGAAGCUGGGCGUCGUGCUCGUGCAGGUGAGCAGCUACUGCAACGAGAUUGAGAAGCGUUGCGGCGCUGCGAGUCGACGAGAUUUGAUGGCGACGCGCACCUCGUCGCGCAACUCGUCCAAUUCUCGCGACAACGGACGUUCGAUGCGCAACUUUGCCAACAACAAACCUCUCCCCACCGUCCCAAGCGAGCGUCCUCCCUUCAUGACACCCUCAGCCAACAGCAGUGCAAUCCUCUCUGACGCACCUUCUGGCCUCCGCCAUUCCACCAUACGGGCUAUUCCGCAGACACAGGCAGAGUACGCCAGAAGAUGUGACGUUGCCGGAACCCCAAAGAGGAGCCAGGACUCUGCCUCAUCCUCUGCUGCUUGUAGUAUCGUGAACAUUGGCGUGCAGCGUCGUAACGAUGCUGCGAAGCCCGAGCACAUCGUCCAAGAGCGCGGCCGAGCUGCACCGCAGACAGCACGUCGCACGAGCCAGCUCUCCGGCCACCAACGAGUCAUCGUCACCCAGGAAUCAACGCCUGCGCAGACACACCCGUCAGGGGCCCAACAACAACGCGACCGUAGUCCUGUCAUGGCCUGCAAAGACUCGGCCUACUCCUCCGUGUCCGGCGUCUCUGUAGCUUCACCUUUGCAGCAUCCAGCUUUUUCCCCGCCUUCACAAACACAGCCACAGUUUGGUCUGUUCCCGAGUAGUAGUAUCAGCAGCAACCACAGACCUAACAGCUCCUUGUCCGUACGUCCCGGUUCUAACAGCAGCACCACAGCACUCCCAACAUACACGCCCGAGCGCUCGACGACAUCUCUUAGUAGUCCUGAAACGGGGGGUAAAAGGUUAUCCAGGCGAAGCAGUCUGACUUCGCUCAAGCAGCUGUUCAGUAAGAAGAAGAGGGGCAAAACCAUGGGCGCUAUUUUGGAGUGAUUUGUAGGCUAUGACUGAUGACCCGUUUUUGUGUUUCUUCUUUCUGCAUCAUCCCGUUUUGGUAGGCGGCUUUAUCUUUCAUGGCGCGUUUAUGUGUGUGUGGUUGUAUACCCCUUUGCUUGCUUUCGACUUUUGGCUCGUUUCUCAAUAUCUCCGUAAAAGUUUCUGAAUGUAAUGGCGUGGUGAGAUAAGAUUUGGAAUAAGUGCUCUUUUUGUGUAUGACUGUGGUAGAAGCAAUCACCUUGUGGAAGACCAUGCGUGGGGCAUUUCUUGUACAAGCUGCAGUACAGCAUUGGUGUUGUGCAAAACAUGUUCUGGACGUUUGUGAUCCGCGAAAAGUAGGUGUAGGUGUGUCUUCGAAUCAAACGGCUGC